AGGCCCGGGGACCCGCAGUCUGCGCAGGACAAGGCGCGCAUGGACAAGGAGUACCUGUCGCUCAUGGCCGAGCUGGGCGAGGCCCCCGUGUCCGUCAGCUCCAACGCCGCCCACAACAACAGCCCCUUGUCCAGCAGCCACCGCGCCGCCAGCCAGGCUGGGGGGCAGCCCCCCCCGAGCCGCCCCCCCUGGAUGAGCUCGGCGCCCUCGGAGAACCGCCCCUACCAUGGGCUGCACGGGGGACCAGGGGGGCCAGGG
Messenger RNA from Neopelma chrysocephalum (saffron-crested tyrant-manakin), 258 nucleotides. Its product is annotated as splicing factor 1-like. The annotation marks the transcript as partial. NCBI's taxonomy places the organism in Eukaryota, Metazoa, Chordata, Aves, Passeriformes, Pipridae. The transcript has 2 exons. The record is from RefSeq and is a predicted model, not a curated record.